Messenger RNA from Trichechus manatus latirostris (Florida manatee), 795 nucleotides. RefSeq names its product estrogen sulfotransferase. Lineage: Eukaryota; Metazoa; Chordata; Mammalia; Sirenia; Trichechidae. The coding region runs from base 1 to 795 and encodes 264 amino acids. Gene Ontology annotation, biological process: sulfation. Gene Ontology annotation, molecular function: aryl sulfotransferase activity. The record is from RefSeq and is a predicted model, not a curated record. The transcript has 6 exons. Gene Ontology annotation, cellular component: cytoplasm.
AUGAUGGAUUCUUCCAAAUCUGAGCAUUUUGGAAAACUUUGCACUGUUCAGGGACUUUUAAUAUAUGAAACUUUUGCUGAAAAUUGGGAUAAUGUGGAGGCUUUCCAGGUGAGGCCAGAGGAUCUCGUUAUUGCCACCUAUCCCAAAUCUGGUACAACCUGUGUUAGUGGAAUUGUAGACUUGAUCUAUAAAGAAGGUAAUGUUGAACAGUGUAAAGAAGAUGCCAUUUUUAAUCGAAUACCUUUCUUGGAAUGCACAAAUGAAGAGCACUUUGAUGGAGUAAAACAAUUAAAAGAUAUGUCAUCUCUUAGGAUAGUGAAGACUUAUCUGCCACCUGAAUAUCUUCCCGUCUUAUUCUGGGAAAAGAACUGUAAGAUGAUCUAUCUUUGUCGGAAUGUCAAAGAUGUGGCUGUUUCUUAUUAUUAUUUCCAUAUAAUGGUAACUGCUCAUCCAAAUCCUGGAACAUUUCCAGAGUUUGUGGAGAAAUUCAUGGAUGGAUUAGGAUAUCAGAAAAGAAGUGAUAAAAUUGAUUCAUUUCCUGGGAAAGAAGCCAUCAGAGGAGCUUGUGAAUACGAUUGUGAAUCAUACUUCAUUCCAAGAGAUGAAGAAAAAUCCAGCUACCAAUUACACAACAUUACCAAAAGAAUUUAUGGAUCACAAAGUGUCCGCCUUCAUGAGAAAGGGUCCAAUCAGCAUAAUGUCAUCAAUGUAGUGGACCAGUGUAACGUUAUGUGGAAAAGAAAGGUGAUCAAUGUCCCUGAGGAACAUAGGGCUGGAGAGUUGAUAUGCCCUUGA